CAGUAGAACAUUAGCUUGUCAGACAGGAAGAACGAUUAUUACCCCACAGAGAAGCUGCAGUGCUUAUUGUAAGUCACAGGACCAGGACCAGGGUGCAGUUUCUCUAAAGACUGAGAAACUCAGCAGGAGAACAGCAAACUGUUAGAAUAUCAGGUCAUGGUGGAAACAGAGUAAAUAGUGAAAAAAGAGUUUGCUGUAAAUCACAUGUGCAGGGUGGAGCUUGUCUAUGCGAGGACUGAGAGGAAGGGGACAGCAGAACACCAGAUCUUUGGCAGCGUGAAACAUUAAGGUCUGUUCUGAUUAAAGGUAUCUCCAGGUUAACUGAACUAACUGAAGAGUCAUGAGUUUAAAAAAAAUGGCUGAGCCAAACAUGGGACAUAGCCCAGCUUCCCAGGCUCACUGGGGCUCAGUAAUGUGUCCACGAUGUCAAAAAGGCAUUCUUUCUUCUAUCGUAUUUAAUGCGGCGAUGAAUGUCCGUUGUCAUUUCCAACUGGAUCUGUUUAAACCAUGGAAAAAAAAUACAGCCUUCAGCAGCUUGAGCUUUACUCGUUCAGAACAGGAUGCUGUGAAACACAAGGACACAGUCGAGUGUCCACAUUGUGAAAAGUUUUUUUGGCUGUGUAUUGACUUUGAAAGUACUUACUCACCCCAAGAAUAUAAAGUUAACCUGUCCAUCACAACUCAGAAGGAUGAAAAUCAGGGAAGCCAAUCAAGCUGGAAGGGAUGGCCAGGGAUAACCUUUAUGCCAAUACCAAAGAGAGUGAAGGUUUUCUAUAUGUGCACUGGUCAGACGUUUGGUGCCGAUAAUGAAGUAAAGGAGCAAUUAGUAGAGAGAAAUUUGCCAUUUACUCGUGUGGAGGAAACAUCACUGGAAGACUGUUAUGUCAUCGUUCUCUUCUGUCCAAUCACAUCCCGGGUUGGAUCAGACGUGGAAUCAUGCAUGGCAAAUACAACAGUGUCUAUGUCGGGUAAACCAGUCAUUUUGGUUCUGAUGCACCACACCAGAGAUGAUGACUAUUCAACUGCAGGAAUCAGCUGGUCUGAAGUGUAUGAAAAUGUUAUGCUUGAUGUUCACCUUUUCUUCCAUGAGACUAAGCCAGGAUUGUUGGCAUGUAGACAAAAUGACGAGGCUUUUAGCAUUAUUACAAAUGAGUUAAAAAAGUGUUCCAAACUUUUUGGUUAACCCUACACAGAAACCAUGGCUCAGUGUGGGAGACUGGGGACAGUUGCAACAAGUUGUUUUCCUCCAAUCAGUAACUUGCUAGAUUGAUGACUUUCAGACUGUAUGUCCCCACCAACAGGACAGAAGAUAAAUUUAAAAUAAUUUUCUAAAUUUAUUGGAAAAAAAUCAGUUUUUGGGGUAUGAACGCUUUUUUUUCAUGUGGGGUAUUUUUGUCAUACUGUCCUGACAGCAUUAAUGUAUUAAAAUAAAUAAAUAAAUUCUUAGGUAGACUGAA
This is a messenger RNA of Fundulus heteroclitus (mummichog), 1457 nucleotides long. RefSeq lists its product as uncharacterized. The transcript is spliced from 9 exons. Lineage: Eukaryota; Metazoa; Chordata; Actinopteri; Cyprinodontiformes; Fundulidae. Bases 341 to 1183 code for a protein of 280 amino acids. The record is from RefSeq and is a predicted model, not a curated record.